Messenger RNA from Xyrichtys novacula (pearly razorfish), 7865 nucleotides. The record is from the annotation of a GenBank genome assembly. NCBI's taxonomy places the organism in Eukaryota, Metazoa, Chordata, Actinopteri, Labriformes, Labridae.
GCCGUUGUAAGCACGCGGCGGGGGGAGUGGCAGAUAGUUGCAGCAGCACAAGUUGAUAUCAGUGAGAGGUAUUUAAUCCACGCAGCGUGGAAUAAAAGUACUCACAGUGUAAACACAGAGCCUGCUGAGGUUUGUGUCCACGGGAGUGUGGAUGGGGGGAAACGGCCCGAGUCAUUUCUCCCACGAGGAGGGGGACGAUGGAGGAGUAACGUUUGUGAAGGGCAUUCGGGUGAGUGGAAAAGAUCCGACCGAGGGUUCAAUUUUAAAAGUGGAGAAAGAAAACAGUCUGUAAAAGGAGCUGAAUGUAAACACACAGUUCUUGCAGAGAUUUUUAAUUUUUUCAUCACAUGCAUGAGUUUUGAUAUUUAAUCUUCCUUCAGGACUCUAUUUUAUUCAUCGCUCUGGGUCAAAUGUGGAGUGAGUGUCUCCGCCCCAUGUUUGUUUUCUGUCCACACAGUCGGUGGUCGAAUUUGUGCUGAAGGUGGAAAACAUUUAGAGAAAUUAAGGUGCAAUUCAGUUUUUAUGACUUACAUGAAUCUACACUCAAAGACACUAUUUUCAAAAGAAAUAUCAAUAUCAUUAAAACAGCUUUAAAUAAAUGAAUGAAACCUUUCAAUCUUCUAGUGGUUAUAGGAAAUGUUUUUAAGUUUUCUUACACUGUCUCUGAUGCCGCUCAAAGUUGACUUUUAAAAAGUGUCCCAAAAUUGAUUUAAUUUAAUCAAAGUUAUUUUCAGUAACUUAUGAACAAAUAAUCAAUCAAUCAAUCAAAUUUUAUUUAUACACAACUGUCUUCAUCCCAAGACUACGGUGGCUGAGAACCGCCACUGCUGCAAAACAAAAAAAAAAAGAAGUCCCAACAGAAGUUACUGAUGCAAAAAAAAAACAAAGUUACAGAUGGAAAUAAAAAAAAGAAACAGUGCAGAUAAGAAAGCCACAACGGAAGCUAAUUCCAUUGUGGCUUUUUUUAUUUGCAUCCUUUUAUUUUCGCAGUAAGUAACUUUUUUUUUUUUCUUUGCAUCGGUAACUGUCAUUGAGACUUCUUUUUUUUGUACUCUUUUAUUUGCGGCAGUGGCGGUUCUCGGCCACUGUACAAGACGCUUUCCCAAAAAAAAGAGCAGGUCUAGACCGCGCUCAUUGUUUGAUGAAUUAUUAUUAUUAAGACCCAACCUAAGAUGGGACAGAUUUGACCCAUCUCAUCUAACAUGAUGUGGUAAGGAAAAAAACUUCCUUUAAACAGGCAGAAACCUUGAGCAGGACCAGACUCAUGCUAGACAGCCACCAAGCCACUGCUGGGUAAGGGAGGAAUACAGAGAGAUAAGGGAGAGAGAGGAGUAGGUGAGAGGGCAGGGGGAGAGAAAGAGAACAAGAUAAAGGGAAGGAGAGAGAGAAUAGAGAACGAGGGUGAGAGAGACAGAGAGAGAGAGAGAGACGGGACAACAGCAACAUCAAAACAACAGCAACAACAUCAGCUCAUGCAAAGUUGUGUUUGUAGAGUAAGUAAUGACGAAACAAAUGAUGUAACAUAAUUCAUGAAGAUCUUAAAGACUGAUUAUCCAUCAAUUCGUCCUCUUCUUUCUUCCUUCCUUUUCCCCCUGCUCCAUACAGUAUCCUUCUUGUUGUUCCUUGUCACAAAGCUGUAGAUGUUUAAGCUUUAAGGGUUUGUUGUUUAUGUUUUAGAAACUUUAACCUGAGUUAUUUUUUUCAGUUUUCAGUCUCUGUUUGCAUUUUGUUGCUUUCACUGUGGGCAAGUAUUGUUCCCACUCUCAGUGUGAAUGUAGUGUUCAACCUGCUUGGAGGAACAUGUCAGAGACAAACUGUGGUCUGUCAAACUUAAGGAUUUAUUAGUAUUUUAUCAGAGUGUGAGGACAGCUUUGGCGUUGAGUUCUUUAAAGCUUCAAUUUGAACCUUUUCUCAUUUCAGCUGUCGGACAAAGUCAUCAACCGGAUGAAGCAGUCGUCACAAGCCACCUGUCCCAAUUUCUCACAGAAGGAAAGUCCUCCUCCACCUGUAACCCAAAUCUCCACCCCUGUCCCCGCUCCCUCGGUUGAACACCUGAUUCCUCUUCUGACACCUCUGCCUCUUCCACCAAUCACUGCUCCCCCACCGCCUGAGGAAGCUCCUCCUGUUAAACUCAUCCCUCCUCCACCAGUGAAGUUUCAUUCCCUUCCUCCACCCACCUCUGAGGAGCCAGCAGACCUGUCUCCACCUGCAGAGCCACAAAGUCCCCCUGUUUCUGACCCUGUUGUCUCAGCACCACCUCCACCUCUAUCUGUAACUACUCCACCAGUGGAGGCAAUUGUUGAGCCUUCACCACCACCUCCUCCUCCCUCAGCCGUAGCAGAGCCAGUGAUUUCUACUCCUGUUGAGCCAGAAACACCACCCGCCCCCAUCAAAACAGAGCCCAUUGUUGAAGCAGUUGUCAUACCCCCACCUGUGGAGUCCAUCCCUGUAGCUGCACCUACACCUCUGCCCUCUGAACUUGUAAAAGAAACUCCUCCAGCUUCCGUUGAACCUGUUGUUCUACCUCCACCUGUGGAGCCACCUCCAGCUCCUCUUGCACCACUUGAACCAUUAGCUGCAUCGCUGCCCUCUGAAGCAACGCCUACAUCUGUAGUGGAAUCUGUUGUAGUUCCCUCUGUUGAACCUGUUGUCCUUCCUCCACCUGUGGAGUCACUCCCAGCUGCUGUAACUCCACCUGAACCAUUACCUGCAUCUCUGCCCUCUGAACCAAUACCUCCAACUGCUAUUGAACCAGUUGUAGCUCCUUCUGUUGAUGAACCUGUUGUUCUACCUCCAUCUGUUGAACCAACUCUUGCACCACCUGAACCUUUAGCUGCAUCUCUGCCCCCUGAACCAACACCUACCAUCGCUAUCGAACCUGUUGUCUUGCCUCCACCUGUGGAGUCACCCCCAGCUGCUGCAACUCCGACUGAAUCAUUAACUGCAUCUCUGCCCUCUGAACUUGUGACUCCAGCACCUCCAACUGCCAUUGAUUUGGAAGCCGUGGCUCCCUCUGUUGAACCCAUUGUCUUGCCUCCACCCUCGGAAACUCCCCCAGCCUCACCUGAAACUUUGGCUCCAUCUCCACCCCUUGAAAUUGAAACACCGCCAUGUCCAACCAGUCCUGAAUCUGCUGCAGCUGCUCCUUCUGUUGAACCAACACCACCUGUGGAAACAGUCCCACCUCCACUCGCUGUUGAAUCCACACCAGUUGAACCAAUAACUCCACCCGCUGUAGAUCUAACUGAGGUUGAAGCUGUAGUUUUACCCCCACCGGAGGACAUUAGCCCUGUGGAGCCUGUGGUGCUACUUGUUGCUGUCGAAGAAGUUCCUCUCUCUGUGACCCCAACUGUUGAAGCACCACCUCCACCUCCUCCUGCUCCUGAACCAGUGGCAGCACUGGACCCUGCUCCAGAGCUUUCUCCUCCACCCUGUCACUCUAUGGAGCUGGCGAUCAUCCCUGCUGAUGCCCCUGUAAGUGAGCCCCUCAUGGAGCCUCUAGCACCACCUCCACCUGAUGUAGCUCCACCUGCUGAGGAGCCCAAAGUGAUCCUGUCUCUGCCACCUGUGAUUGAGGAUGAAGUACCUGUUGUGGCCAUAGUUCCUCCACCUCCCGCAGGUAAACCUAUUACAAUGUUUUUAAAUGCAGUUUAAAACAAAUACAACAUAAUGUUCAGAUGUGUUGUUGUUGUGUUUGGGUGUAGCUCCACCUGCAUCUCCUGAAGAGCUGGAGGAGAAGUUGAGACUGUCGAUUAAAGGAGACCUGCAGAAGACUUUGGAGGAGGAGAUCAGCCUGAGGAGACAGGAGCUGCAGCGACAGUAAGGACAAAAACUCCCCAUCAAUCUAUCAAUCAAUUAAUCAAAAUGUUCUUAUAUCUGAAGCUAAGGUUGACUCAAAGCUUCAAAGACCACAUCUACAAGGUCUUCAAUAAAGUUAGUUUUGUUUUGUAGAAAUUAUAAAAUUAAUGAGAAACUUUAUUCCAGCUGGGGCUGCAAAGGUUUAUUUACCCUCAGUCGUCUUUUCUCACAUCACAUACUGUAUGAAAAGUUGGUCUAAGAUUCACUUAAUUCAUGUUGUUCGUUCAAGUGUCUAACUCUGUUGGUUCAACUCUAAUUCUAAUGUUUAAAGGGCUAAUCACAAUUUAAAGGGAUAUUCUGGCGUAAAAUUAAGUAAGGGUCAAACACACCGUAACACUGAGUUAGGACACCCUGUCAGGAGAUGAAUGUUGCUGACUGCUUGCUUCUCUAGUUAUACCAACUUUAGUAACGACUGCAGAUAGCAAUACAGAGAGCCACGCGCUCAACCAAAAUGCCACAAAUAAUGCUCAGAACAGCACCUAACUUCAUCAACAGUACAUAUAGAGUCCCAGCCACAGAACUAGCCACCAAACAUCUUUUUAGCUUUUCCUAAUUUCUUUAACAAAGAGACUAAACACAACUCACCUACUUUCUUCCAGCAGCAGCCACUUGUUUGUAGAAAGAUCUCAGACGAGUCCAUUACUACAGCGGGGUGCCACAGCUCAAGGAAGAACAUUUAUGAUCAUUUCAAAUGAUCAUAAAUAUUCUUUUUUGAGCUGCCUCACCCCGCAGCAGUCCAUAAUGGACUGGCCUGAGGUCUCACUACAAACAAGCAGCGGCUGCUGGAAGAGAGUAGGUGGUCGUUACUAAAGUUAGUAUAACUGGAGAAGCAAGCUGUCGGCAACAUUCAUCUCUUGAGGGGGUGUCUAACUUGUGUUAUGGUGUUUGACCCUAACAUAAUUUUAUGCCUCAAUAUCCCCUUAAUUCAUGUUGUUUGCUUUAGUGUCUAAUUCUGUUUGUUCAACUCUAACUCUAAUGUUUUAAGGGUGAAUCACAAUUUUAGUAUCAGAGGUUAAAACUGAGUUCUGGUGUUUUGUGGAAGGCUGGAUGAGAUGAGGGCUCACGCCACAGCAGAGGCCAAAACGGCGGCUCAGGCUCAAGUGGAGGAGCAGGUGAGAAAGGCGUUGGAGGCGGACAAACCUGGCUACCUGGAGAACCUGAAGGAGGCCAUCAUGAGGGAGCGCAUGAAUACUGAGGAUCAGAGGCUCAUGGUGCAGCUUUACGUAAGCGCAGCAAACAUUGACGACCUGUACCUGUGUGUCGGGAUCUCUCUUUUUUUUUCAACAUAAAACUCUUCACUCCCCUUAAUGUGCCUCUUUUCCUUCCCUUGCUCUCGCCUUGUUUCAGUGGAUGGAGGUGAAGGUAAGAUGGGAGAGAAUUUAUAUCUGCAUGACUCACUUUUCUCACUUUUCCUCCUGAACUAAUCACUGUGAAAACAGCAGCUGCACAGAUGUGCUUGACCUGAAAGAAAAAACAAAAAACAAGAAAGAAAAAAAGCAACUAAUUUGUGGAGAUUUGGUGUCAGGAUCUGUACAGUACUUGACAAUGAAAUAUAAUAUUGGCAUGAAAAUGAAAUGGCUGGUCUUUGAGAUGCAGUGAAGUGAUGAUUAAUAUAUUAACCCUUUACAGGCUCAUCAGCUUGAGGAGAGGGAGAAAGACUUGAAGAAACGAGAUGCUCUCUACAAGGAACAUAUUGCAAAACUUGAAGCAAAGGUGAGCGACAUUUCACUUACAGAGGGGUUUGCCUUGAUUUAAAACUGUAGCAGUAGUAUUUACUCUCCCAAAUGUUUAAAGCUGUCACAAUCUAUGAAAUAAAAAAAUGGCAUUUAAUACUGUUGACAGUGUGAAAUGGCUAACCCUUUAGUUAUCUCAGUUUCCUCUCUUGAAGCACCAUUUUCAGUAUCAAAAAGCCCUUAAACUUACUGUCCAACUCCUCAUAAGCACCAAAGGACAGGAAGUUGACAAUGACUUUUAUUCAUGAGGGGCAGAGUGCACCAGCUGCUGGAUGUAUUCCCCAAGCAUAGCUCUGUAUUCAACUUAAAGCUUAAAGUUACAACCAGCUUAAAGUCAAGCUCUAUGCACCAGCUAGACUUAGGUUCUAUGUGGGUGUAACUUUAACAUCUGGGAAGAAGCAAGCACACAUCUGUAGAGUCAGACCAGUCAGUCCGGUCAAAACUAUGCAAAUAAAAAAAAGUAACGGUCACAAAACCUUUAAAAAUAUGCUGUUAGUGCCCUCUGUUAACAGAAGUGUGUAGAGCCAAGAGAGUCUGUAGUCUGUGGUUGGACUCAACUCAGAGAGUGAGCUCAUUUUGAGGUUUCCUUUUGAAACCCUGCUGUAAUAGAUUCUGUCCCCUAGACUUCAGCAUGUGUUAGUUAGAAACACAUUGCUGUCCCUGCCCUACAAAUGAUGUAUUCUCUCAGGUUUUAUACAAAUGAGGCUGUCAGCUCCAGGUUAUUCAUACUCUUCUCUUCUCCUGUAAAAGGGGAUGUUAUCUAUGUUUGCCAUCUUUAUCUUAUUUAUCUUAGUUUAUUUCGCACACAACCUUGUUACUUGACAAUACUCACUGUUAAGCAUAACCAUGAACAGUCCUAAUCAGGCCUGAUGCAUGGUUUGAGUUCAGGUUGUAGACUGUAUAUAGAAUGGACGUUGUCUGCCUCCUCGCUGGGUGAAGCCACUUCGAGAACAGCACCCUCUGGUGACGGGCUGCAGUAUAGGUCAUAAAUCCCGCCUCCUCCAGCAAUCCUUAUGGAGUUGUGGACAAACUUUAGAAAUUAAUUACACAGAAUAUAAAUGUUUCUCCCCCCUGGUUGUGAUGUUGACAUGUAGUUACAGUAAGACUGGUUUGUGCUCAAAGUCCUCUUUUCUUCUGUGCAUCUGUUUUUAAAAGUUAUUAUGGGGUUCAUGUUUCCUAUGAUUGAAAGGGAAAAAAAAGAAAACUGUUUCUAAGAAACUGAAGACACAUUGAAUAUCAUUCAACUAUUGACAGUUUGUGUCCGAAUCCAGCUGUACUAUCUUAAUGUGUUUUUCAGUGCACUGAAUUUUACAAAGUGUCGGCUGAGAGCUACCAGAAAGGCAAAGAGGAGACUCACAAUCGUUUUAAGUAAGUUAAAAAUCAUCUGUGUUUAUUUAGCUGUUAUACUUAUCUGCACAUUUUCUUAGUAAUAUAAUGCAUAAGACAGGUUAGUUUGGAUGUGGUCCUGGUAAUAAAUCAGCAUCACAUUUGCAGAAUUUACCUUUUUUUUUUUUUUUCCUCUCAGGCGUUUCAGCAUCCAGCCAGUGUGUGGAGACCUGCAGAGUCAGAUUUUAAAAUGCUACAAGGAGAACACAGGAAAGACUCUGUCCUGCUCCAACAUCGCCUCAGCGUACAUGCAGUGUGUGGACAACGCCAAGAAGGUGCGGUUUGAUAAACAUCAGAUAAUUAAAACAUUUAAUCUGUGUCUGGUGGUAUUUUCAUCGAUGUCUGCCCUCUGUUUACAGAAUAAAUUGAGCCCUGGAGGUUAAAGCGGACCACUUGACGAGGACGUUGACGUCUCACAGCUUUAUUGUUUCAGGAGAAUCAUCUACAGCCUUUACUGGAAAAGAAAGUGCCAUAUACUUUCACACGGGUCUGCUUUCAGCGUCACAAACACGGUGCUGUGUCUGUGACCUGUUUUCUGGGUCAUUUUUAAACUAAAUGUGCCACAACACUAUCAGACGGAUCGGAGCUCAAGUUUGUCAAUGAGGCGAAGCGUAACGAAUGCACAGAAGCUUAAGGUUGGUCAUGAGUGAUCGGUUGAACCACAGUAAAGUAUGUUGGAUGAGAUAUUUACCACACACUGAAUGAGAUGUGCUAAUCAUAAUGUUUGUGUGCCUUAAAGUUGUUGAAGGUUCAUUAUCUGAUUGCAAAUGCAUGAAGGAACACUAUGAAAGACAUGUACGUGUUUUAGAUAAUUGUGCUGUACAUAAAGUGUUUCAGGAUUUAUUUCUGGUGCAUGCAAAUAAAUAAAUAAACAAACAAACAAACGUU